Wasmannia auropunctata (little fire ant) is the source of this 5493-nucleotide messenger RNA. Its product is annotated as multidrug resistance-associated protein 4-like. Bases 77 to 4321 code for a protein of 1414 amino acids. NCBI's taxonomy places the organism in Eukaryota, Metazoa, Arthropoda, Insecta, Hymenoptera, Formicidae. The transcript is spliced from 18 exons. Gene Ontology annotation, biological process: transmembrane transport. The record is from RefSeq and is a predicted model, not a curated record. Gene Ontology annotation, molecular function: ATP hydrolysis activity; ABC-type transporter activity; ATP binding. Gene Ontology annotation, cellular component: membrane.
AGUAAAGAAUAGUUUGUUGAAAAGCGCGCCUCGAGAGACAGCAGUUUCGUAACAUUUUGUGAGACUGUGCUAUAACAUGGAUAAGGACACGAGCGACAUGAAGCAAAAUCCGAGGGAGACGGCAAAUAUCUUUAGUGUUCUAUUCUUCUGGUGGAUGCGAGAAUUAUUUAUAACAGGCUCCAAGCGCGAUUUGAAGGAAUCUGACAUUUAUCGACCAAUUAAAGCGGACGAAUCCGAAAAAUUAACUGAUCAUCUUGAGAAGUACUGGAAUCGUGAGCUCGAUAAGCUGAAAAAUCUGGAAUAUGCCAUGAGCAAAGACGGGCAGAAAGUGCCGUUAAAAAAGAAUGUUCGUCCAAGAUUAUACAAGGCUAUCUGUAAUGCCUUUUGGUUGCCAUAUUUCAUAAUUGGAAUCUACUCAUUUAUCUUGAGCAGCAUAGUACGCGUAGGAAUACCGAUCUUUCAAGGGUGGAUCAUCGACUACUUCGCUAGAGUUUCCACUACGAAGGACAAGACAAAGACGAACGAGGUUCUACUCUACGUAGUCAUCAUGAUCAUCUGCAAUGUCAUCACUACUUUAUUGAUGCACCAUACGAUAAUGCUGUCGCUGCAGAUCGGCAUGAGGAUACGCAUCGCCUGUAGCUCCCUCCUUUACCGGAAGUUAUUACGGUUGAACAGAACAUCAAUGAAUCAAAUCGGUACCGGACAGAUCAUAAAUCUUCUCAGCAAUGACGUUACUCGCUUUGAUCUAUUAAUGAAAUACCUGAAUUAUAUAUGGAUCAUGCCUAUUCAGACGGUAAUCAUAGGAACCAUAAUGUGGCGAAAGAUCGGUCUUUCUACUCUUGCCGGCAUAGGACCAAUGUUGAUCAUUCCUCUAAUUGUUCACGGGACUUUCAGCUUGCUGAGCCGCAGAUUUAGAGCCAUGAUUGCACCACUGACCGACCGAAGAGUGCAGCUAAUGAGCGAACUUAUAGCUGGAAUACAGGUAGUAAAGAUGUAUGCUUGGGAGAAACCGUUCGGCAAGAUUGUGUCGAUGAUCAGAAAGAUGGAGAUAAAGAAAAUUAAAGUUUCAUCGUAUGUGCGCGCCGCGCAUUUGGCCGCAAUAGUUUUAUUGCAACGACUGAGCCUCUACUUUGCCCUAAUAAUGUUUGUUCUAAUGGGGAAUGCUUUAACUGCCGACAUUACCUACGAAAUGGUAACAUACAUUGCCAUACUUAAUAUCACCUCCGGAUUAUUCUUUCCGCAUGGCAUAAUACUACUGGGCGAAUCGGUCGUGUCUUUGAAUCGAUUGGAGGACUUUCUCCUGAUGAACGAAAUAAAUGUGAGACAAUUGGAAAAGAUGCCGCAGUUACAGUCAAAAUCUCAGAAACCAAACAAAGCAACUAAUGAGAAAAAACAAACAGACAUCUCGGAAAAUGAAAGUAUUGAGCUUUCCGAGUCUCAGAGAUUAUUUGAUCUUCCGGUCCGCGUGGAACUUCAGCGUGUUUGCGCCAAUUGGGUUAGUGACCAAUUGCCACCAACUUUGUGUAACAUCAAUUUGACUGUCAAGCCAGGCCAGUUGUGCGCUAUGAUCGGCGAUGUGGGCUCCGGCAAGUCGUCCGUGUUACACCUGCUGCUGAAGGAACUGGAUCUCGGCGCGGGUUCCGUGAUUUUCACUCAGGGCUCCUUCAAUUAUAACUUUCAGGACAAUUUGUCUAACGGUUAUUUCACGAAUAAUCCGAAUCUGCGUAUCUCUUAUGCUAGUCAGGACCCUUGGAUCUUCAACGGUACUGUGAGAGACAACAUAUUAUUUGGCCAGCCUUACGACAAGGCCAAGUACAUGCAAGUGACAAAUGUGUGCGCCUUGAUGAAAGAUUUCCGGCAGUUUCUACAAGGAGACUUAACGUUGGUCGGCGAUAAAGGUAUAUUAUUGUCCGGAGGCCAAAAAGCGCGAAUCAGUCUUGCAAGGGCGGUUUAUAGACAGGCAGAUCUGUAUUUACUAGACGAUCCCUUGAGCGCAGUUGAUACUCGCGUCGCCAGACGUCUUCACUCGAAGUGCAUUACCGAGUAUCUCCACGACAGGACGAGGAUACUCGUCACACAUCAGUUGCAAUUUCUCAAACAAGCGGAUCAUAUUGUCGUGCUGAAUGAAGGUUGCGUGAAAAUGCGAGGAAGCUAUAACGAAUUAGUACAGUCAAAUAAAGAUUUCAUUGGGAUAAUGGAUAAUUUAUGUAACGAUGCGCAGAAAAAGAAAGUGAAGAUGAAGAAAGUUUCGGAAAUAUAUAUGAGGGGAAUUACGAGACGAGAUUCGGGAUCAUCGCUUGCAAGUUCUGUUUACUCGGAUAUUGAUAAUUCGGAUCAUGUAGAAAAUAGACCGGAAGUGGAGAUGAUAGCACACGGUCGAGUAUCCUGGAGAGUGUACAAAGAGUAUCUGCAUCACGGCGGCAACUAUUUCACCCUGUUUAUGCUGUUGCUGAUUUUUAUUAUCAGCCAGAUCGCCAUUACUGGUAAUGAUUAUUGGCUCUCAUACUGGACUACCUUGGAAGAUGUCAGGCGUAUUGAAAACACAAGUGACGCCAAUCGAUUCGCGCACAUGUACAACAACAGCUUCCUUGGAUCCAUUUUUACAUUGAAUCCAGACGGCCUGCUCAGCACUGUAGAUGCCAUAUAUGUAUACACAUUCUCCGUCAUUGCCUGUACUGCCACUACGCUGUUUCGAGGCUUCUUCUUCAUGAUGGUCUGCAUGAACUCAAGCUGCAAUCUUCACAACACUAUGUUCUCCAAUUUGUUGCAGGCGUGCAUGUCCUUUUUCCACAGUAAUCCUUCCGGGAGAAUUUUAAACAGAUUUUCUAAGGACAUGGACACUGUAGACGAAUUGCUACCCAAAACGAUAUUAGAAACAAUCCAGAUGUAUUUUGUAGUUUGCGGUGUAAUGGUAAUACAAGUGAUAAUUAAUCAAUGGAUACUUAUACCGAUAGUGAUUCUGAUUGUCUUACUUUUCUUCACGACGAAGUUCUACCUAAAAACCAUUCAGGGUAUCAAACGUCUCGAAGGCACAAUGAAAAGUCCAUUGUUUUCGCACGUAAACGAGACGCUAAAUGGUCUGUCGACGAUCAGAAGCAGCGGCAAUGAAAUCGAGAAGAUGAUGCGAAAACAAUUCGAUGUAUUGCAAGAUCAUCACAGUGGCACGUGGUAUCUCUUUCUAACGUGUUCGGCGACCUUCGCUAUCUUUGUUGAGCUAAUCAUAUGUUUGUUUUUUGCCUGCCUUUGUUUCUCCCUGAUACUAAAUGAUUUACUAAAUGAAAAUGUCAGCAUAGACGGCAACAAAUCCGGUCUAGCCAUAUCGCAAUCGUUUUUUCUGCUUACUGAAUUCCAAUACGGCAUAAGAAUGUCCAUUGAGGCGAUGGCACAAAUGACAUCCGUGGAAAGGAUUCUCCAGUAUACGAAUCUUCCUAAGGAGCCCAUUUCUUCAUCGGAUUCGCCGCCGUCCACAUGGCCACAUCAAGGACAAUUGAUUUUGAAAAACGUCAACAUGAAGUAUUACAGAAAUGAUUCACCGGUUUUGAAGAAUCUGAACAUUUCCGUCGAGCCUGGUUGGAAAGUUGGGGUGGUGGGACGAACUGGCGCCGGUAAAUCCUCCUUGAUCUCAGCACUCUUCCGUUUGUUCAACGAAGGUCUGGAAGGCGUGAUUAUGCUUGACGGUCGAGACACAAGCACUGUAAGCUUGAGCGAGCUGCGCUCCAAGAUCUCCAUUAUACCGCAGGAACCGGUGCUGUUUUCAGGGACUUUGCGUUAUAAUCUGGACCCGUUUAAUCAAUAUGAUGAUAUGAAACUGUGGGAGGUGCUGCGGCAGGUCGAACUGAAUGACGUCGAUCUGGAUCACAAUAUUUUGUACGGUGGUCACAACUUCAGCGUUGGCCAGAAACAGCUUGUAUGCCUGGCUAGGGCUAUUCUAAGGAACAAUCGUUUGCUCGUUCUGGAUGAGGCCACGGCCAACAUUGAUUCACACACCGAUGCCUUAAUUCAGGAUACAAUAAGAAAGAAUUUUAAAGAAUGCACCGUUAUCACGGUAGCACAUCGUUUGAAUACUAUUAUAGACAGCGAUCGAAUAAUCGUGUUGGAGAAUGGUUCUAUCGUGGAAUUUGGUUGCCCAUACGAGCUACUGUAUGACAAACCGAAUGGUUAUUUUUCACAAAUGGUGGAGAAGACAGGCAAUCAAAUGGCGCAAAGUCUUUUGCAACAGUCGAAGAAGGCUUGCGAGAGCAAUAACCAUCAUCAUGAAUUGAAUUUAUCGGCGCAAAAUAUCGAUAGCGAUGCCAUUAUCACUGAACAGUCCGCUUUAUAGAUUCCCCUAUAUUGAAAAGAUCUUGUACGAAAGAAAAAUAUAUUUAAUGUUUUGUAUUUAUAUAUAAUGGUGAUUUGCGAAAUUAAAGUAGCUCUUACAAAGAAAUGUUUUUAGCCUUUUUACACACAAUAACGAAUGAAACUUAAGUGUAGUACACGAAGAAAAUUGUCUUAGAGUUACAAAUUUUUUUAGGUCUAUUCUCAGAAUGAGUUUGACAGACAUGAACUGAUUUUGUCUAAUACUACUAUUAGACGUGCCUUGUAAAAAAAAAACUUGACAAUUGACGUUAAUUGCGUUAAAUUUGAUGUUGCCGCUUUUUGUGCAAGCCAGCGUCAACUAUGAUCACGUGACUUACUUCGACGCUAAUAAUGAACGUCGAGCAUCAACAUAAAAAGGCACUUGUGGAUUUUUAGUCUUAUUCAAACGCAAAUAAACAAAAAUAAUUAAAGUAACCGCAAACUUAAGUAAUGCUCGGAAGAAACUUCUUAUAUGUCCGUAUAAAUUUGUCGUCUCCAAGCAAUUGCAAUGUUCCCGCAAUCGCCAAAUGGUCCCUCAUUUAACAUCGUAAAUCCUUUUUUUUUUUAUUAUAACAUCUCAAUAGAAAAAAGUAGAAACGUAAUAUUGUCUUGUAAUUAACGUUAAUAAGCAACGUUGCCAGUUUCGUACGUGAACCGCAUUUACUGAAGGUUGUGUAAGAAGUUGGACUUCUUUAGAACGAUAUAAAAUGAGAUGUGCUCUGGUCGAUGUUUUGUAAUGCAUUAUAAUGAAUUGUGAAACUAUACAUUCCAAACAAAUGGAACAUCUGUCGGCACACUCGUGUACGAAACAUAAAUAUAACGUGACACUAAUUGUAAGUUUGAAAGUCCCGUCAUUUUAACAUGAUGACCAUCUUACGCGUUUAUUCCGGAUCAUCUUAUAAAAUUUGGCUUUACUAGAUGAUUCUGUUUUUUUUUGUUUAUAAUAAAUGUUACUGUAUGACUCCGAUUCUUGGUUUUUUGAUAUAAUUUUCCACGGUAUUGACUAAUAUUUUAUAUUUAUAUUUGAUUUAUAUUUAUUGCGCUGCGUUUAUGUAGUUAGGUUUAAUUAGGCGAUAGAAAAAGACCUAGUGAAGUUGAAACUAGUAUCGAUUUUAUUAUACAUAUAUGAGAGAAUAAAGAAUGACAUGUACAUCC